Plasmopara halstedii is the source of this 7131-nucleotide messenger RNA. RefSeq names its product FOG: Ankyrin repeat. Bases 1 to 7131 code for a protein of 2376 amino acids. The transcript has 4 exons. Lineage: Eukaryota; Oomycota; Peronosporomycetes; Peronosporales; Peronosporaceae. The record is from RefSeq and is a predicted model, not a curated record. Gene Ontology annotation, molecular function: zinc ion binding; protein binding.
AUGUCGAGCAUUGGUCUCUUGCAUUCAGAGAAACAUGGAAGAAAGUCGAAGAAAUACAUUUUUCAGAGCUAUGAGAAGGAGAUUAGUGAUAGAAUUGUUAACAUUCCUUUACGAAAGAAGGCAAAGAAAAGAGAUGGUCUUGAAAAGGGAUCUAGAUCAAUGUAUUCCAAGCUUACUUCGCAGUAUGAAGAAGCUUUACGAAGACAAGAUUUACAACAGGUCUUAUGGAUGAUUACAAAUGGUGACAUAUCUCCUGAUUACGAGACAAAGGAUGGAGAUACAGCACUUUUAGCUGCUAUUGCGACAAGAGAUCGAGAUACGUUUGCAAUUCUAAUGACUAGUGGCAUUUCAAUUAAUUCGUCAAAUCGAAAAGGAUAUACCCCGUUAAUGAAAGCUAUUGCUUUAGCUGUAUUACGACAUCCAUCUAAAUUUCAGUUAAAGAAUCAAUCAUUGAUAUCAAACAAUAAAUUUGAAAAGAAGCAAAGUCUCAAUUGUAAGCAAUUUGACAACGAGAUGAUUGCGAUGGUGUUGGCUUUUAAACCAAAUUUACAUCAAAUGGAUCAAUCAGGUAAAACUGCCUUCGAUUGGGCGCGACUUACAGGAAAUACACAAGUUCUUGAAUGGUUAUCUCAAUGUCAAAUUGAACAACCUUUGACAGAUCAAAGUAAGGAACGAAUGACACAAUGUCAAAAGAUUCUCACGUAUCAUAACGAGUAUCUACAACGUAUGGAAGAGCUCAUUGCUCCUCAAUUUUUUAAUGAAAAGGACUUGAUAGAGUUUUUAAAGUCCAUGACAAUAACAUUGUCAGAAUUUGAAAAAGCUCGUUCCGAUUUCAAGAUACUUGACAAGUCUCAAUUACCAAUGCACAAUUUUCUUCAGAUUGAAACACAACAAGGUUGGACACCAUUAACGAGAUGUGCAGCAUUAAAUUAUAAUGAUGGUGUUCAGGAAUUACUGAAAUUAGGUGUUGAACUCCAUUACGAGACAAAACUUCGACAUACUGCAAUGACAUGGGCUAGUUAUUGUGGACACGAAGCUGUCGUUUUAACUCUUCUUCAAGCUGGUGUAGAUGUGAAUCAACGAACACGCGAAGGUAAAACGGCUUUGAUGCAUGCAAUUAGUAAUUCCCAAGCUCAGAUUGUGCACCAUUUACUUCUUGCAAUACGAGAUGAAUGUUUUCCAAAGCGAUUAUUCCAAACAUCAAUUGAAAUGAAGACAAUAAAACAUGAAGAAGACAAUAAUGAAACGAUAAAUGGCUUGCAAUCUAUUGAACUCGAAUGGUAUACAUUGUUUCUAGAGAAGAUGCAGUGGCAGGAUUCUAUGGGUAAAGAUGUUUUGAUGUUAGCCAAAGAUGCUGUUGAGCAAGCACAGAAAGAUAAUUAUGAUAUUCUUGACAAUAAAAAGAAAAUUGACGCUGCGACUCAAGUAUUGAAGCAAGUUAAACAAGCUAUUGAAGAAGCUCAAGCGUAUCAAGUGUAUAGUGCAAAACUCGUCGAUCGUACCGAAGUUACAACAUGUUCGAAUGAAAAUUGUCAGUUUAUUGCUACGAAAGAUAUGAUGCUAGCACACGAGCAAUAUUAUUGUUCAAAUGGAAUGGUAAAAUGUCGUUAUUGUGACUUGAAUGUUUUGAUGGAUGAUAAAUCUCGUCAUGAAGUUGAAUCGUGUUCAAUGCGUCGUGUAUCAUGCAUAAAUUUACAAUAUGGAUGUCAAGAAAACGUUGUGUAUCAAGAUCGAGAACAUCAUGUGAAAUAUUAUUGUCAGAAACGAUUGGUCAAGUGUCGUCUUGAUUGUGGUUUUCUUGGACAUUUUGACACAUUGCACAAACAUGAAAGUUUGUCAUGUCCUUUACGAAUUGUCACUUGUGCUCAAGGAUGUGGUGCGACCUUUCCAUCAAAUCAAAGCAAACAUCAUGAACGAGAUGAAUGUUCACAACGAAUUAUUGCAUGUAUUGGGGAAAAGCAAUAUAUUGGAUGUGGGGAAUUGAUAAAAGUCGACGAGAUGAAAGCUCACCUUACGACAUUGUGUCAAUAUCGAAAAAUUGCAUGUAAAUGGGCUUUAUAUGGUUGUAAUAAAGAGAUUGGUGGGAUUGUUCAAGCUCGAGAAUAUCACGAAACAAUUGAGUGUCCAUAUCGUUUAGUAUCUUGUCGUCAUAAUUGUGAAUUAAGCGGUCAAUUCGUCGCAUGUUUUGCUGAUGAACACUAUCGUUGGCAAUGUCAACUCGAACCAAUAAUUUGUUCGAACAAUUGUCGCAAUGAAGUGACGAAUGAAGUUUUACAAGUACCUCGAUAUUUACAAAGACUUCACUUUAAUUGUUCUUUGAGACAAUUCCAUUGUCCAUUAGAUCUUUGUGGAAAGUCUAUUCGAAUCUACAAUACAGAGAGAAACAAUGUGAAUCAUGAUGAGAAGAAUUAUUGGUCCAAUAACAUGACAAUAUCUCGACAAGUUAUGCAGCAUCGUAUUGCUGCAUAUGAUGCAUUUUUCACUACUUUUCAAACAUCACAAUCUCAUACAAACGAACGAAUGUUUUCUUCUCUUCAAAUUUGGCUUCAAAGUCUUUAUCAUAAACUAAACGAAGAUUCGAAACAUCAUCAACUUCAAAUGGAAAAACGAGCACAAAUGUGUCGUGUCUUGGCCUUUGAUUUCACAACUUUUACAUAUCAAGUUGAAUAUUCCGACAAUUCACUUGGUUCAUUAUUUCUUCAAUACUGUGAUUAUGAUCUUGUUAGUAAUCAAGACGAGACUUCCGUUCUUUGUUGUGGAUUAUUAACAAUGGAAUCUUUGAAUAUGCACAUUCAAACGUCAUGUUGUCAUCGUUUGAUUCCUUGUCCAUUAAACUGUGGAGAGCAAAUUUCAAUCAAAGAUACUGAUGUACAUGUAAGUCAAGAAUGUACGAAUCGUAAUGUGAAGUGUGGAUUAGGAUGUGGAGAAAUCAUGGCAUUUGCGUUACUUUCAACACAUGAAAACGAUUCUUGUGAUCUUCGAUUGAGAAAUUGUGAAUAUUGUCAAAGUUUGGUAUCUUGUUUGAAAACUCACUUUGAUAAAGCAUGUCAACAUAGACCACGAGGUUGUCGACUUGGUUGUUCAGAUCAAGUGACGUGGGCAGAGCAAGAGAAACAUGAAAUGAAUCGAUGUUCAAAGUAUUUGAUAUCAUGUUUACUUUGUAAGAAAUUUAUUUGGAGAUCUGAGCUUAAAGUUCACGACGAAAUGGAAUGUUCAUUUCGAUAUGAUGGUUCUUGUGAUAAUAAUUGUGGUGAAAUAUUACGACAGAAUGAAAGGAAGUCUCAUCUUCUUAACGUUUGUAUCAAUCGAUUAGUUGAGUGUUCACAAUGCAGCGAACAAAUCAAAUUUUCAUCUUUAUCUUAUCAUCAAAAUUCUCUUUGUUCUCAACGAAAAGUUUAUUGUCAACAAGGAUGUGGAGAUCAAUUUAAAGCAAAUGAAAUGGAAAAUCAUGAGAAAGAAUUUUGUUCUAAGCGUCUUCAAAAGUGUUUCAACAAAUGUGGAAUGAAACUUUCCAUGGAUGAAAUGAACAAACAUCUUCAUUCAAGUUGUGCACUACGACUUUUAUCAUGUCCAACUGGAUGUCGAGAAGUUAUCGUUGCAUAUUUACAACACGAUCAUUGGAAACAUUGUCGUCAUCGUCUUGUUCCUUGUGGUGUUGGUGGAAAAUUGUGUCUUCGUCCUCUUGGUCUUUGGCAUCAAAAGAAUCAACUUGUUCAAUGUGCCAUUCAUUCUGAAACUGCGCUUUUCUGGGCUAUUCACUCCCAAGAUUUGGAUUUGACGAGCUAUUUCUUACAUAAUAUCGAUGCGAGAACUGUAGUGAAUGAAGAAUUUACAAUAGGAUCAUCACCUCUUGGACUUGCAGCGUCAAUCGGAAAUAUAGAAUUGAUUUAUCUUUUGCUUCGAUUUGGAGCAAAUGUGAAUUUUGAAACAUCACGUGGUCGAACACCAUUAGCUGAAGCUUGUGUAGCACAGAAUAUCGAAGUUGUUAAAGUUUUAAUUGAAAAUCGAGCAAGUGUGACGUAUACGAAUCGAUACGGUCGAAAUCUCAAGCAAUUGAUUCAUGAUUUUGCUCAAUUGGAUUCGAUUGUUGUAGAUUCAAAAGCUCAAGAAUUGAAAUGGAAAGAGAUUCUUCAUUUACUAGACGAACAGGAAGAAUUGGAACAAGCGCAACGAAAUCUUUUUCUUGCGAUUGGAUGUUCAAAUUAUGAAUAUUUGAUCAAUUUAUUAACCUCCUCUUCCAAGACAUCAAAUCAUGAGCUUUUGUUAGCAAGUUCAAUGGAAAAUCUUGUUGAGAUUGUUACUAUGAAAGAAAAGAUGGUUGCAUCUACUUGUAGUGAAUAUAAUGAAGCUAUUACAGAUUCAAAUAACUUUAACAAUACAUUGGAAAGUAUUCGUAGUCGAGUUAUUGAAGAUACCAAUCAAGUAAAUGAUUAUUGUCGUCAAUUACAAGAAGUGAAGAUAGCAGAAGAACUGUCGGAAUGUUUUUCAAAUACAUUGGAAACAAAUAUGCUUGCAAUGCUUCGUCAGAUUUCAGCGCAAGAGAUUGCAAUGAUCGUCAAUUCGAAGAUUUCAUCCGAAAUCUCAUUCAUCAUAUUGAAAACUGUCUUGAUAUUAUGUGGUUUUGGUCACAAUAUCAACUACACGAGUUCUCAAUGGUGGGAACUUGCCCAAGCACUAGUGAUGGAUCGUAAAUUAUUGCGUCAAUUGCGUCAAUAUCGUCAACAAAUCAUUUCUUCAAACGCUAAAACUCAAAUUCAAGUUGAAUGUUUUUCAAAACUUCCUUCAUAUACUCGAAUGAAAGAAAAGAUUCAAACGUUUGGUUUUGACUUUGAUACAAGACAGAAAAUUGAGAUCCAAGACGUUGAGAAUAAAAGUAUUGCAAUAUUAGCAAUGUGGAUUAUUGGUGUUGAGAUGGAAUGGCAAGCGAAAGAAAAGCGUCAACUUCUUUUCGAAGAAAAGGAAAAACUCGAGAAUGCACUUCUUGUCGUCCGUGCAAAGCAAGAAAAUUCCACAUUGGAGGCUCAAAAUGCGACACAAUCGCUUCAAGAUCAUCAGGAUGAUCUUGAAAAAGCUCGAAUUCGGAAAGAAAACGCAAUAAAUGAGCUUCAUGUAGCUAAAAAGCAAGUGUUUUUAUAUAAAGUGUUUACGUUUGUGGCUUUAAAUGGUCACACUCCAUUCACUUUUGCUUGUGCAGUAGGAAACGAAGCAAUUGUUCAUCUCUUGAUCUCAUAUGGUGUUUCAAGUGGAUUCCAACUUCCAGAACGAAUUCUUUGUGCUUCUUUCAUUCAAGCAUUUGUACGCAAUAUACAAUUUCGAAAGAAAAGUUCUCGACAGCAUUUAAAUGAACGAUUUUAUCAAAGAAAGACACAUCAGAGUGUGAUUGAUACUUGGAAACAUAAGAUUCUUUGUUAUCGUCAAAGUCAUCGUGUUGCAAUACAUGAAGCUAUUAUAAAUGGACAUUCAAAAAUUAUUGCAAUAUUAUUGUCGAAUGGAGCAAAAGUCUGGCAAAAGUCUUAUGUACUUCCUCAACGCAGUUAUCCUGGAUCUUAUCUUGAAAGUAUUGCACCGUUAUCAAAACGAACAUAUAAACUGCGUAGUCCAUGGAUAUUGCAACCUUUGGGAUCAAAAUUUAAUGUAUUGAAGGCUCAAGAGAAUGAAAUUGAUCUCAAUAAUUCAAUGACUGUGAUUCAGACACUUCAGUGUGCACUACAAUACUAUGACAGUCAAUUAUUUCUUGGAUCGAAAGGAUGGGACGCUCAUGAAACGGUUUACUCUAGUACAAAAGCAAUUGUGACUAAGGAACUUUGUCAUGUCGAAAAGUGUCGAGUAGAACGACAGAAAGAGCUUGAAAGUCAUAAAUUGAAAUUAUUGAAAGUCGAGGAAUUGCAGAAGAAACUUAUUGCUCUUGAUAUUGCAAUAAUGGAUCGAAAUUUUCCAAUUAUUGCUCAAUUACUAGAUGAUGGUGCGUAUGCAGAUUAUGAGACAAAAGAUGGUGCGAUUACUGCGUUGAUGGCUGCAUGUAUGGAGGAAUGUUAUGUUAGAAAUGCUGAUAGAAACGAUGUAUUAGCAGUGGAAUUUCUACUAAAUCGGACUACUAAUUGUCCACGUAUAAAUUUUGAGAACUCGCGUGGAUGUACCGCAUUAGAAAUAGCAGUAUCUUAUGGGACAUUAAAAUGUGCUCAAGUGUUACUAUCGCGAGAAAGUGGCAAUGAGGCGUGCGUACACUUUUUAGUAGCAAAUGAACAUGUCGAUCCUUUUUUGCAAGAUUUGCAUGGAAAAAGAGCAUUAGACUAUGCACGCACAAAAGGGUUUGUAAAAAUUAUGGGUCUUUUAGAAGCAGCAAUGGGUAAUCGACAAACUCGUGUCGUGAGUACAAUUUCGGGGUUAUAUGGUGUAUGUAAAUGGGGAUGUGGUUAUAUGACUCCAUUUGAAGGACAUGUCGUUCAGGAGUCCCAAGUGAUACGAACGACAAAGCCCCUUGAAGACCAUGAACAACAUCAUUGUCGUAAACGUCUUGUAACUUGUCCAAAUGACUGUCAUCUCACUAAUUUAUGGGCUGAAGAACUGGAAAAGCAUUUGUACGAUAGUUGCGAGCGUCGUAUAGUCACAUGUACGAACCAAAAAUGCACUGUACGAUACUUAUUUCAAGAUCAGUGGAAUCACUUAAAUAAUGAAUGUCAAUUUCGUGUGGUUCUAUGUGACUGUGGACAAAAUAUGACUUUUAAACGUCAUGUCGUGCAUACAAAGACAGAAUGUUCAAUGCGUCGUGUCUUCUGUCCAUUACAAUGUGAAGAAUCAUACGAGAAAGAACGAUUUGAAUAUUUUCAACUUCGAUGGAAAGAUGUCAAAGUUCAUAUAGCACAAGAAUGUCCACAUCGCAAUAUACGAUGUCGAAAUGGGUGUACGAUUCAAAAGUUAAGAGCAAAAGAUCGUACAGUUCAUGAAAGUACCGAGUGUUUACUACGUCGUGUCAGUUGUACAUGGGGCUGUGGAGAGACUAUAUUUGCUAAGACUCAAAAGUUGCACGAACAAGAGGAAUGUGUACGACGGCGACAAAACUGUCCGUAUCGUUUCGUCGAUUGGUUGAAUGUCCGCUACAUUGUGACCGUCGAAUUUCCCUCCAUAUAUUAG